This is a messenger RNA of Marasmius oreades (fairy-ring Marasmius), 1424 nucleotides long. RefSeq lists its product as uncharacterized. NCBI's taxonomy places the organism in Eukaryota, Fungi, Basidiomycota, Agaricomycetes, Agaricales, Marasmiaceae. The record is from RefSeq and is a predicted model, not a curated record. Gene Ontology annotation, cellular component: extracellular region. Gene Ontology annotation, molecular function: hydrolase activity; cellulose binding. The coding region runs from base 269 to 1342 and encodes 357 amino acids. The transcript is spliced from 6 exons. Gene Ontology annotation, biological process: carbohydrate metabolic process.
GGACGCUAAAGCACCAUUUUGAAAUAAACACCUCGGUCUCUACCUCUUAUGAACACAUCAGGAUGAGAAUGUGGUGAAGCACGUCUAACACUCAACUAGAGCUGCAUUCGUUGACCGGCGGACUCCAUGUGUUGAUAAUUUCAUCAUGAUCGUCUUCUGACGGAUGCACUUCGGGUAGUCCUCGUCUUACGGCGCCCGUACGGUAGUAGCGAAGCUUUAAAAUGCUGCUCAAGUGCUGGAACUUACUCUAACAACCUGCAGUUCCAAAAUGUUGUUGAAAUCACUCUCAACGCUGCUGAUGGGGGCAGCUGGAGCCUUUGCUGCUGCUGGACAACUUCAGCAGGUCACCAACUUCGGCAGUAAUCCAACCGGGGUUCAGAUGUUUGUCUAUCGACCUUCCCAACUUGCCCACCCAACGCCCCUCAUCGUCGCUGUCCACUACUGUACCGGGACAGCGCAGGCAUAUUUCUCUGGAACUCAAUAUGCUAACCAGGCUGAUACUCACGGAUACAUUGUCAUCUACCCAGAUGCGCCAGAUCCCGGAGGUUGUUGGGACGUACAUACCGAUGGAACACUCCACCAUGACUCCGGAGGAGACUCGUUGGCGAUCGCCUCCAUGGUUCGCUACGCGAUUUCCAACUAUGGCGUUGAUCCCAGUCUCGUCUUUGUAACUGGAACAUCAUCUGGUGCCAUGAUGACGAACGUACUUUUGGGUGCCUAUCCCGACCUUUUCAAGGCUGGAUCUGCCUUCUCUGGUGUUCCCUACGGAUGCUUCGCAGGUUCUAGCUUGUGGAACAGCCAAUGCGCCACUGGUCAGCUCAUCAAAACGGCGCAACAAUGGGGAGACCAAGUUCGUAGUGGGUACUCCGCUUUCUCUGGUACUCGCCCGAAAAUGCAAUUCUGGCAUGGCUCCGUUGACACUACUCUCUAUCCCCAAAACUUCUUCGAAGAAAUCAAACAAUGGACCAACGUCUUUGGAGUCUCCCAGACACCGACGAGCAAUCAGACCGGUAAUCCUCUUUCCAAUUAUUGGCGCGCUUCCUUUGGCCCCAACGUUCAGGCGAUAUUUGCUAACGGGGUUGGGCAUACGGUACCCGAACGCGUUGACGACGUCUUGGCUUGGUUCGGUUUGACAAAUGUCAGGCCAGGCAAUAGUCCCAGUAACCCGCCUUCGAGUACUACUACGACAACCGCACCUACCAACCCACCCUCCAACCCUCCAACUGGUGGUACGGUUCCCCAUUGGGGACAGUGUGGUGGAAUUGGCUGGACCGGAGCAACAGUUUGCGAGUCUCCCUACACUUGUACAGCGAGUAACCAAUACUACUCACAAUGCCUGUAAUCGUGAAACCAUUUGUAUUUACUAAGCCUCUCAACCCUCUCAACCGGGGGAAUUUGAUUCUUUGCUCCCGUUUUCCACCAAC